AUGGCUUUUGAUCUUUCUCAAGUGCAUGAGUGGGGCUGGGCCAUGGCCCCGGGCGGCGCCGCCACGCUCGCGGUGAGCGCCGCGGUGGGGGCGCCCGCUGCCUGGGCCGGGCUGCGCUGGGCAACGAGCUGGCUGGCGGCGCUGGUUGCCGCCUCGACCAGCUGCCCGUCCUGCGUGUGCCACGCGCCGCAGUGGCCCCCGCCCGCGCCGUCGGCGCCGCCUCCGCCGCCAGCGCCAAGCGCCGGCGCGGUGGCCGCGGCCGUGGCGCAGAAGCUCGGGCCCUGGCUGGCGGCGAACUCCUCGCCGGCGCCAGCCACCUGCCCCUCGGCCGACGAGGUGGCCGCGGCGCUGCUGGAGCGGCUGCCGCCCCUGGGGCCUGAGGGGGCCCGUGCGGCGCCGUCCGCGCCCGAGGCAGGCCCAGCCGUGGGCGAGGGCUGUCCCUUCGCCUUCAUCUUGGCGUGGGGGGUCGCCUGCGGGGAGGCGGUGAUCUUGCGAGUGCUGCUCCACCUCGCGGGGUGCAUGUACUGGUGGGUGCUGACGCCGGGCGGCGACCGGUGCGCCGAGGACGUGUCGGGUGCGGUCGGCGACGGCUGCAACAGGGCCUUCACCGUCGCGCUGGAUGGCACGGCGCCCGCCUUGGCCCAUGGCGCGUCCUACCGGUUCGCGCAGCCGCUGACCUGGGAGGAGCUGCGCGCCGCCGUGCUCAGGUCGAGGACUGAUCCGCAGGUGCACGUUGGUGACGAGCCGCUGGUUGAUCCCGAGGAGAUCCAUCUUCGUCUGGGAACCGAGGUGGCGCUGGAGUCUGGCGGUGUCAGGCUGGACGACGACCACGCAAUGGUGAGGGAGGUCGGCGUUUGGCAGCUCGUGGAGGCAAUCCCCGUCGACGCGGCGGACACCUUCAGAGACAGGCGCCCGAGGGAGCUGCUCGGGCUGGUGGAGAGGGCGGCUUCGGUCGAUGACGCGAGGACUCUGUGGGUUCAGCACGACGAGCAGGGAGACCGCCACAGGCCGUGGCGCGAGGUCGCCCGCGAGACCAAGAAGUACACGUUCGAGGACUUGCCGCUUGAGGGCGGCCUCAGCACGGUGGAGCACACGGCGAAGCGCUGGGAGCAGAGCUGCGGCCCCCCUCUGCUCCGGUUGGACCUGCGGGCGCGGGGCCGCCAGCUGAGCCAGACGGACCGCAGCUACAUCGAGAUGAAGUGCCUGCUCACUUCGAUCUUCUACGCGGGAAGCUACUACCAGGUCAACCUACCCAGCAUGGCCAGCAUUGAAGUGUUGUGUCUUCGUGUGUCGCAGAUCGUCGAGGCCCACUCGGGCGCCCCCCUCAAGCCCCCGAUGUGGGACGGGCUGCGGCACUACAUGGGCGUGGCAGGCCCGAUGGACAUGAUGGACCCAGCCUUGAGGACCGCAUUCUUCCGCCGCAACAAGGAGGAGAUGGAGCGGGAGAGCUGGAAGAGCCGGGCUGCCGGGCCCCCUGCGCCCCGCCCCCUGGCGCUGGAGGCCGGCGAGGGGCUGUCGCUGAGCGACCAUGAGGGGGACCGGCCGCAGCUCCAGGGCCGUGGGGCUGCUCAGCUCGCCAGGCGAGCCUGCCAGGACUUCGACGAGGUCGUCGACGCCUUGAAUUGGUUGAUGAACCGCACCUCCACAUGCGACAGGCCGAAUUUUGACCAGAUGAAGGUGCACGCGCGGACCCUGGAAUGCGUGGCUGAGCGCAUGCCGCCGAUGGAGACCGCGAUCCCUUCCCCGCGAGCGGCCUUUUCUGAGCUGCUGCACGGCCGCAGUGUCUACGACGAGUCGGGGCUCGCCGGCAUCGAGGUGGAGGGCGUAGAGUGCGGUGGCCAGCCGGACCUCGGUUUCACGCUGGGCACCUCCGACAUCAGCGACGCCUUUCAUCGGUUCAGGAUCGACCGUGGGCUCUCCUCCUAUUUCUGCCUCCGCCCCGUGACAGCGCAGGAGAUCGGGGUGACCGGCAGGGCCGUCGGGGACAGUGCGGCGCCUCCCGACCGCCGCCUGGUGCCAGCCUGUGCCGCCCUGCCGAUGGGGUUCACCUGGUCGCUCUAUUUCUGCCAGGAGGUGGGCGAGGCCGUCAUGGACGCCACGCCCGGACUAGAGCGGGCCCACCGCAUGAGCGACCGGGGCCCGACGACAGUGCUUCGGCCGUCGGCCCAGCUGGCCGAGGGAGGAGGCGCUCAGUAUACGCACGUCGACAACCACGGGGUGAUGGGCUUCGACGGCGCAGAGGUGUCCUCGAGCCUUGCCGCCGCCACCACGAGGUUCGACGCCGCGGGCCCGAGGGCGCACGAGACGGACAUUCAGAGGGGCCGCGGCGUGACGCUGGGUUGCGUGCUGGACGGAGUCUCGCUGACCACCAGGCUCACGGCGAAACGCUACUGGCGGGUGCGACAAGGUGUCUCGCGGGCCCUGAGCUGCAGAGCCCUGCCAGGCUGGACAUGGGAGAUCGUCCUCGGUCACUGCACUUACUGCGCCAUGUGCAACCGCGACCUCCUCCCGGUCUUCAACGCGAUGUACAAGUUCAUAGCGGUCCACUACCAGGAGGCCGCGCCGCUCUGGCCCACGGCGCGGGCCGAGAUGGUCGCCUUCCAGGGCCUGAUGCCCUUGCUGCGCGGCGACUGGGCGCUCCCGCGGUGCCCGCUGGUCUGCCUCUCCGACGCGUCGGAGCACGGCUACGCGGUGAGCGCCUCGCUGUUCGAGCCGGCCGCUGUGAAGGAGAUCGGGCGGGUGCAGGAGCGAUCCCGUUUCCGCCGCCUGGGCGGCCAUUCCGCUCGGGCCCACUUCUUCGCCAGCAACGGCAUCGUGAUGACCAGUGCCGGGACGUUCAAAGAUGCUGCCGAUCUUGGUGAGCAUGACGAGGUUGCGCCCCAGACCCAGCGGGGGCUUGACAGAACUUUCAAAGAGAUGGCAGCGGAGAUCUUCUCAGGGUCCCGCUGGACUGAGAUAGUCGCCCGUGGGUGGCUUAAUACUUCGGAGGACAUUCUGGUCUACGAAUCACGUGCCCUCUUGCGAGCUGUAGAGAUAUUGUGCAGCCUGUCACCGCGAGAGGGCGAGCAUGCCGUCGUGAGCGACAACCUGCCCGCCGUGCUCUGCUUUGAGAGGAGGAGAGCAAAAAACUUUACUGUCCUCGCAUGCAUUCGUCGGGCUGUCGCCCUGUGCCUCUCCCUCAACAAGCGCCUGCACGUGAGAUGGGUCCCGAACGAGCUCAACCCGAGUGACGAGGGCUCUAGGCUGUGCGACCCGAGCUACGACCCCGGUAAGACCCUGGUGCACACUUGGGAGGCCCUCGACGAGCUCACCGAGACCCCCGGCACUCUAGACCCUCAGGACCUCCACGAGCCCCAGAGGAGCCAGCCUGCCGCCGUCGCCACCUCGGCUCCCGAGAGCGUCCCUGCGGGGGAGCCCCGGCGACCCGCCGCGGCGGUAGGCGAUCAGGGGCACUGUCGCCGCCUGGCAACGCCGCUGCCGGCAGGAGGCAGCGCGCCCGCGCAUGCCGCGCCCGAGCCGCUUGCGAAGCACUCGCAAGUGUUGUCGCCCGGGCCGGAGGGCCUGCCGAGCGGGCCACAGGCGCCAGCCAGCCAGACGCGGGCGCUGGGAGCGCCCCGGGACGGCGCGCGGCAGCGGCUCACCCUGGCCCCGCCCGCCUCAAGGGCCGCGGCGCGCGACCUAGAGGCGAACUGCAGCCCGACGGGCGACAGCGGGGGCAGCGACGCCACGACCGUGGCCAACGAGUCAGAGGCAGCUCGCACCCGUCAGCUCCGCCAGACGGCUCGGCACCACGCUCGGGCUGUCGCCCAGGCCAAGGCGCCGCCCAGUCUGGCGGGGCUCACGCUGCUGGAGCGCUCGGCGGUGAGGCUGGGCACAGAGGCGCAAUACCAGGUAGAGCUCAAGACCUUCAUCGACGCCGUCAAGGAGCGCCAGCUCGUCGUGGACAGCGAGGUGGACGAUGUGCUCGUGCACUACAUGAACGGGCUAUACGAGCCGGGCCAUCACUCGAACAAGGGCGACGUGCUGCUGUCGGCCUUGCUGCACUUCCAGCCCGAGUAUGGCAAGCUGGGGA
This is a messenger RNA of Prorocentrum cordatum, 4072 nucleotides long. Lineage: Eukaryota; Dinophyceae; Prorocentrales; Prorocentraceae. The record is from the annotation of a GenBank genome assembly.